Messenger RNA from Punica granatum (pomegranate), 2386 nucleotides. Lineage: Eukaryota; Viridiplantae; Streptophyta; Magnoliopsida; Myrtales; Lythraceae. The record is from RefSeq and is a predicted model, not a curated record.
CAGGUCUCGCCUAUGUAUUUCUCUCUCUGCCUCUCUCUCUCUCUCUCUCCUUCUGCUUCCUGCUCCUUCAGCUCCUCAAGCUCCAAAGUUUCGACAAAAGACGAAGCUUUCUCUCUCUUCCGACCAUUUCCGGCCCAAUGUCUUCGUCACCGGAAUCUCCAUCCUCAGACCCAUCGAAUCUCUCCAUAACCACCGCCUAAGCUCUGCCCCCAUUGGACCGCCUCGUUUCCUCGUCGGCGCAGCUCAGGCAGGAUAGAUAUGGUCGGAAAUGGGAAGCGCAGGUGGGUCCUCCCCUUUACCCGCUCCGGCUCAUCGAAAUGCGACCCGAAACCAAACCUUGAGGACCCGCCCCGGGAGUUAAUCUGCCCGAUCCUCGGGUCCCUGAUGUCGGACCCCGUCGUGGUCUCCUCCGGUCAGAGCUUCGAGCGGGUGGCCGUACAAGCUUGCCGGGACCUCGGCUUCUCCCCGGCCCUCGACGACGGGUCCCGCCCCGACUUCUCCGCCCUCAUCCCCAAUUGCGCCCUCCAGAAGACCAUCCUCAGCUGGUGCGAGAAGUCCGGCGCUGGCUGCCCGCGCCCCCCUGAUUACUCCUGGGCCGCCGGCCUGAUCCGCGCGAAGAUCUCUCAGCCGAGCAGCUUGAUUAGGCCAUCUGAGAGGGAGCUACUGAGGGGCGUUGCGGAGAAUCCGCCCCUGCUGAUCCCUUACGCGGUCAGCGAGGUGACUCAGCGGGUCAACAGGUUCCACUCGGGUUCGUCGGAGGAGUCAAUGAUGGUUGGGGUCGCGAGCCCUGGGACUCCGCUGCCGCUGACCACCCGCCCCCUCUGCUACUCCUCCCGCUCCUCCUCGGACUUGAGGGAGGACGAAGCCCUGGCCUCGGAACCGGUCCUAAACCCUAACCCCGACGAGGAGGAACUCAUCUCGAAGUUGACGAGUGAGGAGGUCUUGGAGCAGGAGAAGGGCGCAAUUCAGCUGCGCAGGAUCACCCGAUUGAGGGCCGAAUCCAGGUCCCCUCUCUGCACCCGAAGGCUGAUCGCAGCGCUAAAGCCGCUGCUCUCGUCACGGUACAGCUCCGUGCAGGUAAAUGCCUGUGCCUCCAUGGUCAAUUUAUCACUCGAGAAUUCGAACAAGGUCGAGAUUGUGAGGUUGGGGGUCGUCCCACUUCUGAUCGACGUGUUGAAAGGAGGGUCCGGUGAGUCACAGGAGCACGGCGCUGGCGCUCUCUUUAGCUUAGCCCUAGACGAUGACAAUAAGACAGCGAUCGGAGUCUUAGGCGCUCUGCCUCCUCUGUUACAUGCCCUGAGAUCAGAGAGUGAGCGGACUCGGCACGACUCCGCUCUCGCGUUGUAUAACCUGACCCUUGUGCAGAGCAACAGAAUCAAACUGAUCAAGCUAAGUGCCAUCCCGACUCUCCUCGCAAUGGUAAAAUCAGGGAGUCUGGCGAGCCGGGUGUUGUUGAUUCUAUGCAACUUAGCAGCUUGCACCGAGGGAAAGUCUGCCAUGUUGGAUUCGAAUGCAGUUGGGAUAUUUGUUGGGCUAUUGAGGGAGAAUCAGGUGGACUCAGAGGCGAUCCGGGAGAAUUGUGUGGCAGCUCUCUAUGCUCUCAGCCAUGGGAGCUUAAGGUUCAAGGGGCUGGCGAGGGAUGUGAAGGCAAUGGAGGUUCUAAGGGAGGUCGAAGAGAGAGGGACUGACCGGGCGAGGGAGAAGGCGAAAAGGCUGUUGGAGGUGAUGAGGGGAAGAGAAGGCAGGGAGGAAGAGGAUCUGUAUCAGGCUUUGCCGAUGGAGUCGGAUGUGACUUACCGGGCUCGGUAUCGUCCCGGUGGAAGGAACUUGCAUAAUGCAAACUCUACCAAUUUUUGACUCUUCGCACCCUUUGAUCUUUUUAGCGUUGUAGAUUAUCCCAGAAGCUCGAACUGCACAGAAGGAUUCAUGUUGACCUCUGAUUACCUCAAAAACAAUUCCUGGGAGGAGGUUCGCGUUGGAACCGGGGCUUGAUUGGAUGUGUUAUAGCCGUAAUAAGUCGGCUCAUAUUUACUUUGAAUUCUUUUGCCGCUGGUGCAGUUGUCUAUAUAGCAGGCAGCAAACAAACGAUUAUCUUUCACGAUCGACUCUACCAGCUGCAGGGACCUUUAACCGCAGAGGAGAAGGAUCGUGUUGUUCUACCGGUUUAUCGUUUUAUCCGGGUUGAUUUUUGUGGAAUUGUUGUUGAUUGUCGAAGAUUGUCUAUUUGUUCUGUACAUAUUUUUGGAAGAAUCAUCGUGGGGGAACUGUCAAGUUGGUAAUGGAUAUACUUCAUCAUUACAUACGUGCUGUCAGUCUGAAUCUCAGUCGGUGUAACAAAAGCAGACUUUUGUUUUAUAUGGCAAGUCUGUUUAUUUUAUGUUUGGUU